Colletotrichum lupini is the source of this 732-nucleotide messenger RNA. RefSeq lists its product as uncharacterized. The coding region runs from base 1 to 732 and encodes 243 amino acids. NCBI's taxonomy places the organism in Eukaryota, Fungi, Ascomycota, Sordariomycetes, Glomerellales, Glomerellaceae. The transcript has a single exon. The record is from RefSeq and is a predicted model, not a curated record.
AUGCUUAACUCAAGCUUUUCACACCGUAAAGCUCUAAUCGAGGACGACCCAAAGCCCAAAGAUGUCCGAACUGUCACGCCGCUCAAAUCUCAACAUGGGGCCCUGGCUAGGAAGGCUGCGGGAACUACUCAACAGUCACGCUCGAGCUGGCCGAGUUUUCAAUGGUGGCUCAUGGCUAUUCCGUCAUUCAUUAUUUCAGCUUACGGCGCUGUAUUCUUCACCGGAAAUACCCCAGGCGAUCCACAAAUCAAGGCGAGGAUCAUAGGUUCACUCGGGGGCGUAAUUCACAUUGGGGGUUCUCUCAUGGCCAUGGGACUCGGCCCUUUUCAGUUCCUGCCGCAGCUACGACAGAGAUACCUUCAGAUUCAUCGCUGGUUGGGAUGGGUCUAUGUCCUUGCCGUGACGACUGGUGGCAUUGCUGCGUUCUACGUCACAUUCAACAGCGAGGCGUUGACAUGGGGCAAGGUUGGCUUUGGCCUUCUCGCCUUGGGAUGGCUCGAGAGCGCUAGGCGUAGCAUUGUUGCCGUCCGGUCGAAUGGGGAUAUCAAGAGCCAUCAAGCUUGGAUGACGAGAAACUUUGCUCUGACCUAUGCCGCGGUGAUGCUGCGGUGGCAGUUGCCUCUGAUGAUCGCCGCCGGUAUGGAAGUCAAGUUUGCGCUGUCCAUCACUGGAUACAUUUCUUGGAUACCGAAUCUUUGGUUUGUCGAACGCUUUGUGUUAAACCAGAGCUGA